AUGUCCAGCCGGACGUUGGUAUCGGAAAAUGACGCGAGGCACGCUGCCUUCGACAAGAUUCUCCAUGGCGCAUCGUCCGAGUCCCGCGGCGGCUUGCGUGCCAUGAUGGGCAAGGACCGAGGCGCCAACGAGGCGGCCGUGAAGGAGUAUUUCCAACACUGGGACAACAACAAGGCCCAGGACGAGACCGAGGCCGUCCGCCAGGCUCGAGCCGACGACUACGCUAGCCUGACUAGACAGUACUACAACAUCGCGACGGAUUUUUACGAAAACGCCUGGGGCGAGUCGUUCCACUUUUGCCGCUUCGCGCACGGCGAGGCAUUCCCCCAGGCGAUCGCCCGGCACGAGCACCUCCUCGCCGCCCACGUCGGCCUCAGGAAGGGCAUGAAGGUGCUGGACGUCGGCUGCGGCGUGGGCGGCCCGGCGCGCGAGAUGGUCAAGUUUGCCGGAUGCCACGUCACCGGGCUCAACAUCAAUGAGUACCAGGUCCAGCGGGCCAAGUCGUAUGCCGAGAAGGAAGGACUGGCCGAGAGGCUGGAUUUCGUCCAAGGGGACUUUAUGAAAAUGCCGUUUCCGGAUGACUCCUUUGACGCCGUGUACGUGAUUGAAGCGACGUGCCAUGCGCCCUCGCUCGUUGGCGUAUACCGCGAGAUCAACCGCGUUCUCAAACCGGGCGGCAUGUUUGGCGUCUACGAAUGGCUCAUGACGGAGGCUUAUGAUAACGAGGACCUUGAGCAUUGCCGAAUCAGACUUGAUAUUGAACAGGGAGACGGUAUCCCCCAGAUGUUUGGGGUACGCGAGGGACUGGCGGCUAUAAGGGAGGCCGGCUUCGACCUGGUCUACCAUGAGGACCUCGCGGCCACGGACAGCGGUCCCGCGCCGUGGUACUGGCCGCUCGGGUCAGACCUGAGCUACGCGCAGAAUCUUUGGGAUGCGCUGACCGUCUUGAGAAUGAACCGCUGGGGGAGGGUGGUGGCGCAUGCGUUUUUGCAAGCCCUUGAGAUGGCGAGGAUUGUGCCGUCUGGCACAAAGAAGACGGCCGAGAGUCUGGGCAGGGCGGCCGACGCCUUGGUCGAGGGCGGGAAAAGGAAGUUGUUCACUCCCAUGUAUCUGAUGGUUGGGAAGAAGCCAGAGGUGGCUUGA
This is a messenger RNA of Metarhizium brunneum ARSEF 3297, 1143 nucleotides long. RefSeq names its product Sterol 24-C-methyltransferase. Gene Ontology annotation, biological process: ergosterol biosynthetic process. Lineage: Eukaryota; Fungi; Ascomycota; Sordariomycetes; Hypocreales; Clavicipitaceae. The record is from RefSeq and is a predicted model, not a curated record. Gene Ontology annotation, molecular function: sterol 24-C-methyltransferase activity. Gene Ontology annotation, cellular component: endoplasmic reticulum.